AUGAUUUCUCUCCCUGCGCUGACUGCGCUUUUCGGCGCAGUAGUUGGAUUCUUUCUCUUGGACCCGAAGGCCUUGCCGGGUCUGUGGCAUGCCCGAGUUCUCAACAUUCUCGUUAAACAUCUGGUCUGGCAACGCAAUAGCGCUCUCGUCGCGAGCUCAUCAACAGUCUCCUCAGCUCCCUCGACCAUCUUCCGCCCUCGAUACACACGCUCCUACUGCUCCAUUGCGGAGCUCGACUUCAACUUGCACAAAUCUAACAGCACCUUCUAUGCCGAUCUCGACGUGAGCCGCAUCGAGCUCCUGGUCACCUUGUUCAAAGACGCCAUCACCCCGCUCUCUCCGCGCACUACCCUGGCACCCGAGAGUGUGUACAGCCGGCGCAACCGGCGGAGACAGCUCAACGCCGCUCUAGGGGGCGUGGUGUGUCUUUUCCGUCGUGAGAUCAAGCCAUAUCAGCGAUACGACCUUGUGACACGCGUACUGGCCUGGGAUGAUAAAUGGAUGUAUAUCGUUAGUUAUUUCUUAAAGCCUCGUGGUCGGCAUGAGACAGAGAAGAUGCAAGAUCGGAUUCUUGCCUCAGCAGUUUCUCGCUAUGUCUUCAAGCAGGGACGACAGACAAUGCAGCCAGCGGAGGUAUUUCGUAAUCUUCGGCUUUUGGCAGACGAGGACACCACAGCCGAGAAUGUGGCUGCUACGGUUGCACCAGACCGCCUGCCUUUGCCGUGUCAGGAUCUAGUCGAUGGCGCAGCUCCUUUUGGGGGCGAGCAGGACCCGUGGACCUGGGCCCAUGUCGAGAUGGAGCGACAACGUGGCCUGGCUAUAGCAAGCUACAUGGGCGGCUUCGAUGGGCUACAGGAAUUGGGGGCGAGCUUACGAUGA
Messenger RNA from Penicillium mononematosum, 879 nucleotides. Its product is annotated as thioesterase family protein. NCBI's taxonomy places the organism in Eukaryota, Fungi, Ascomycota, Eurotiomycetes, Eurotiales, Aspergillaceae. The record is from RefSeq and is a predicted model, not a curated record. The transcript is spliced from 2 exons. The coding region runs from base 1 to 879 and encodes 292 amino acids.